AUGGCCGUGGUCCUUCUCCUGCUGCCCGCGCUCUGCUGGGCUCGAGAGAGCUACGGCCGCGACCUGCUCCAGCCGAAAUUCGCCUGGCACGAGCAGUUGCUGCCUCCUUCCCGGGGGCAGAGCGUUGUCUCUGACUCGCAAGCCGCGCGGGUCGCCCGGACAGUCGUCCAGUAUCUCAACUACAAUCAGGGCUCGCCCAGCUUUCUCCGGACCCUUGUGCACGUCCGGAAGGUCUCGGCCAAGAGUAUCCCAGGAGUUGGGCGUAAGUACUCCCUGCAAUUUUCUACAAAACACAUUCAAACUAGGCAAAAUCUAGGGAGAUGCCUUGCGACUGUAUUCUACCGGAAGGACAAGCCUAAGCCAAUGAUUCAAGUCAGUUGCACAGACAACAAAGAUGCAGACCAACGCAGAAAGGAGGACUACGAACUAUAUGUAAAAAUUAAAGAUACAUCAUUUCCAGCUGAGCUAGAAAAUUUGGCCAACAUUGGCAGCAGUUACAUUGCAUGGGAGAAGUCAAGUGAAAAUGUGGGUUAUGUCAUGUCGGAAAUCAAAGAUAUGAAGAAGUGGGAAAGUGACAACGCACUUGAAUUUGACUACACCGUUUUGAUUGAUAGUGACGUCUCAGAGGGAUUUUCGCAGACUCUUUCCUGUCAUAUGCGCAUUACCUGGAACCUGGAACUGCCAAUAAAAGUGAAGUAUGACUGCACUUCAGAAGAUACAUCUGUAGAAUCCUCUGAUGGCUCUGGGGAUUUCUCUGGUACUUCUGCUGAAUUUUUCACUGAAAGUAAUUUUUAAGUAAAGAGAGAAAAUCCUUUUGUUUAUAUAGUUGUAAACAUUUUUACAAAGGUGUAGCACACCUUUUGUCAAUAUUCCAAAUUCAGUAUAGAGAAUCAUCUAUUUAAAUCAAUACAAUCUGUUUGGAAGCUUUGCACAAAUCACUUCUGAUCGAUCAUAAAUAUUUCUUUUCUGGUUAAUUUCAUAGAAGAAUAAGUAUACAUUUUUACAGAUAUUUUUAUUAUAUGGAAAAACUACUGAUGUGUCGCUAAGUUUCUGGCAUUAGGUGUAACUCAUCAUAAGGCUUUUUUAAAAUAUAUAUGAACAAAGAUUUUUAAAAAAUUUUAAACUGCCAUUUAAAAUAUUUGAUAAAAUAUUUUUAAAUUCUGGAAAAUAUUUGAUGUUGAGAUUUAACUUAUCUUCAAUAAAAGGACAAUGGUACAUUUUGUCUGUGUCAUCUC
Messenger RNA from Python bivittatus (Burmese python), 1235 nucleotides. RefSeq names its product retinoic acid receptor responder 1 (gene RARRES1). Lineage: Eukaryota; Metazoa; Chordata; Lepidosauria; Squamata; Pythonidae. The record is from RefSeq and is a predicted model, not a curated record. Gene Ontology annotation, molecular function: metalloendopeptidase inhibitor activity.